Colossoma macropomum (tambaqui) is the source of this 2372-nucleotide messenger RNA. RefSeq names its product matrix metallopeptidase 23bb (gene mmp23bb). Lineage: Eukaryota; Metazoa; Chordata; Actinopteri; Characiformes; Serrasalmidae. Gene Ontology annotation, molecular function: metalloendopeptidase activity; zinc ion binding. The transcript has 8 exons. The record is from RefSeq and is a predicted model, not a curated record. Bases 770 to 1900 code for a protein of 376 amino acids. Gene Ontology annotation, biological process: proteolysis; extracellular matrix organization; collagen catabolic process. Gene Ontology annotation, cellular component: extracellular matrix.
CAUGAAAAUGUCUUAAAGUAUCGUGAUAUUUAUGCCAUAUCGCCCACCCCUAACUACUAGCCAAUCCCAACACAGGAGACAGAGCAACUAGCCAAUACUAUAAUAAGUUAAGAUAACUAGCCAAUCACAGCACAGCAGCUUAACAACUAGCAAAAUCUAGUGCAGGAGGCAGGACAACAAGGCGAUCCCAGCACAGGAGAAAGGACAAUAACCAAUACCUGCAACAGAGGCGGGACAACCAGCCAAUACCAGCAGCAGGCAGAUACUACUAGCCAAUCGCAGCGCAGAAGGUGGGGCUUUCCUGAAUACGGGUGUGGAAAAAAAUGACGCGUCUGCACUUCAGCGCGGAGCAGAUGAGGAAAGUUCAGAUGCGAAAGAAGAAAGCAGGGGAGAAGCUGCUCAGAGCUGCAGUCUGAAGUGUUUGCAUGAGAAAUGCGAGACGGAGGAAUGCAGGAAAGCUCUGCGUGGCUGUGAGAGGAAACACGUGUCGUGUUUUUUCUACUUUUUUUUUCUUUUCUGUUUUUUUUUGCAUGAGUAGUUUCUCUGCUCUGGCUGUGGGGCAGAGGGGGGACGGGGGGAGUGUGUGUGUGCCCUCUGCACGGAUGCUCCUGCACAUGCAUGUAGUCUAUUUUCCCCAGCAGGAAUGAAGGCAGCUCUGUGCUUUAAUGAGCCUUGAAGCACAUGUGGGCUGUCCAGAGUGGAUUUGCACACAAAGCAGUGAGUUUAUUGUUUGAGGAGUCACUAACAAAGCUAGGGAGUGUGGGUUGGGAUGUGCUGGGUUUGGACAGCACUGCUGCCUCUGGCACUGUUGCUUAUAGUGCUUCCAGACUGCACUGAAGGCAUCAAGCUGUGGACGAGAGAACCGGAGGUUACUGUGCCGCUUCUUGACCCUUCCUCUGAGCACAGCAGGCUGAGAGCACCACUGGCUCGAGCCAAACGCUACGCCAUUAACCCUCUGGGCUACAAAUGGGAGCACUUCAACAUCACUUACAAGAUAACAAAGUUCCCCAACACGCUGAAUAAAGAAGACACCCGUAAAGCCAUCAGCAUCGCCUUCACCAAAUGGAGCGACGUGUCCCCUUUAACCUUCACCGAAAUCACCGAUCCUAACAAGAAUGCUGACAUCAUUAUUGGUUUCUACACGUUUAAUCACACAGACUGCUGGUGGUCUCCGCUGCACCCCUGCUUUGACGGGCUGAACGGGGAACUGGCCCAUGCCUUCCUGCCCCCGCGGGGCGAGAUUCACUUCGAUAACCACGAGUUCUGGAUCCUGGGGAAGUCACGCUUCAGCUGGAAGCAAGGCGUGUGGCUGAAUGACCUCGUGCAGGUGGCUGCCCAUGAGAUUGGUCAUGCUCUUGGCCUGUGGCAUUCGCGGGAUCCCAACGCUCUGAUGCACCCCAACGCCACCUACACGGGCCAGCGCAACAUCGCCCAGGACGACAUCUGGGGCAUCCAGCGGCUUUAUGGCUGCUUGGAUAAGAAGCGCGUGUGUGACCCCUGGGCUCGGUUAGGGUUUUGUGAGAGAAGGCGGAGCUUCAUGAAAAAACACUGUCCUCAGCGCUGUGACCUGUGUUACGAAACACUGGACGCUGUGUCCACCCCGACUCCUCCCCCUGCCAACGUUAAGGUCAAGAUGGUGCCUCGAGGGAAAGUGGUGGGCUUCCGCUGUGGGACAAAAAACACGAAAGUGCCUCCAAAAGUCAGCUGGUAUAAAGAUGGAGAGCAGCUGUUGACCUCCAUCCCCGGCUACAUCGUCAUCAAAGACCGCGACCUGCGCAUCGUGGCUAACGAGUUUAACGAGGGGACGUACACCUGCAGGAUCCACCGACGUGGCACCGUCGUCUCAGCCAACUCCUGGGCCAUCAGACUCAAACCAGAACGGUCAUCGAACAACAGCUGAUGAAGAGCGGGUGAGGGAGUGGAGGGAGGAGAGACUGAUUUAAGCACUCGCACUACCUCCAGCACUGAAGUCCACUCAGAACUUCUCUCCUUACCUCACAUUCAGAAACAACGUAACAGCAAAUCGCAUCUACAUUCAAUGAACUGCUUCAUGUGAGAGUGGAAGAUUUUAUGGGUGAAAUUCGCAUGGAGACAUAGUAGCUGGCUCGUGCUGAAAGAAGGGCUGGAUGCUGUAGCAAGCAGUUUUUUUUAUAUGUAUUUACAUCUGAUUUACAGUCAUAUGCAAAAGUUUGGAAGCUCCUGGUCAAAUUAAAUGCUUUGAUGAUGUUCUAAUUGAAAAGAAUUCAUCCUCUAGAGGGAACACAUCUAAAUAAUGGCAUUUUCUGCAAGUUUUAGUUCACAAUUUCUAUUUAUUGGAAAAAAAAUAAAAAUAAAAUAUCACUGUCCAAAAAAACAAGGGGAACUUUACAGGA